AUGAAGCUGUUCAUAUUGAUCAUUGCAUGCUGCUUUACCCUGGCUCAAACAGCAACCGAAGUCACCCGCGCACGUGCCUACCUGUUUAAAGCGGUCAAAGGCGGGGCACCGAACCAAAGUGUCGGAGUCAUUGAUUUCAUCCAAAAUGGAAACUCUUUAUCGUUAAACGGGACAAUCGAAGCAGCGCUUGGUCUAGCGCCGGGUCUCCAUGGCUUCCAUAUUCAUGAAAAGGGUGAUCUCGGAGACGGUUGCCUGGCCACUGGUGCUCACUACAAUCCACACAAAAUGACGCACGGAGCCCCAACCGAUAGCAAUCGCCAUAUCGGCGACCUAGGCAACAUUAAUGCGCCGGCCAGUGGAAACCUUGACAUACGCGUCGCCGACACGCUGGCAUCUCUGAACGGCCAAUUCUCCAUCCUGGGCCGCGCCGUGGUUGUACACGAAAAAGCCGAUGAUCUGGGAAAAGGCCAGAGUGACCUCUCGAAAACCACUGGAGAUGCUGGAAGCCGAUGGCACAGGGAUCGUCGAGGAAGAAUAUGUAACAUCAACUGUUCCGACUGCAUUCGACGACAGUACCAAAUCGGCCUCUUAUUCGUUUGCAAAUUUAUUUUCCUUAUUAGCAAUCAUUCAAUACAACCCGAAAUCAUGCAUGGAUGGCGCCGACGAAUCAAGAUGGGCCUUCUCCUGCUAUAUGUGAUGCUCGGAUUACUCAUUUGCAUCGAAUAUCAAAGCAAAGAUCCAUUUAGUAUAAUGAGGGCACCAGAAGCUAGUCUACCGGUUAUUCGAUAUAAAAAUUAUUGUGUGAGACCGAAUGUUUUGAGGAAUCGCGUUUCCGAGUUCGAUCGAAUUGGGUUGAUUCUACACACAAGUGUCGAUUAUUUGGAUGAAAAACUAGUCCGACAGGUGGAAAAUUGGGCGGCACCUGUAUCCCUAUCGGUUUUCCUUGAUGAUCCAUAUCAUGAGUAUACAUGCUUUCAGAGAUUUGUCUGUCCUAGCCCAAAUGGC
Molecule: messenger RNA, 1005 nt
Organism: Mesorhabditis spiculigera
Lineage: Eukaryota; Metazoa; Nematoda; Chromadorea; Rhabditida; Rhabditidae
Source: the annotation of a GenBank genome assembly